AUGCCGUCACCAAUUCCCAAGCCCCCCGGGGUGUUCCUCCUCGGCAACGUGAAGGAUGUGAAUGCUGCGAACCCUUGGAACUCAUUCAACAAGCUCGCGGCCAAGUACCGUCCCAUCUGCAAAGUCACCAUCCUAGGCGUAGACAUCGUCUUGAUCACGGGAGCCGCCCUUCUUGAAGAAAUCUGCGAUGAGACCCGCUUUCAGAAAUGCGUGGCCGGCCCCAUCAUUGAAAUUCGCGAAGCAGUACACUCUAGCUUGUUCACUGCAAAGAUAAAUGAAAAAGAAAUGAGCCAGUGGGGAGUCGCUCAUCGCAUUAUGGCGCCCCUGCUCACACCAGGGGCCGUUGACCAGGUCUUCGCGGAUAUGCGGGAGGUAUCAACGGAUCUGAUCAAGAAAUGGACCGCCGGCCCCCGCCAGCGCGUCAGCGUCACCAACGACCUGGAUCGCCUCAACCACGCGGCCAACAUGCUCUGCUUCUUCGACCAGCGCCUACACUGCUUGGAAGGCCCAGAGCCAUCUCUCAUCAAAGCCAUGGAGAACGCCACUACAGAGGCCGUUCGUCGAGCAUCCCGACUCAAACUCGUCAACUGGCUUUUCUACCAGCGCAAAUUCAAUGCUUACAACAAGACUCUGCGCGACUACUCCGCCAGUUGCGUCGAAUACCGACGCGCUCACCUAUCCGCCAAGAAGGACAUGCUGUAUGCUCUUAUGGAGGGCAAGGACCCCGAGACCGGCGAAGGACUAAACGACGAACAAAUCGUUGACGAGAUCAUCAACGUGUUCAUCGGCAGCGCGACAGCCCCCAACCUCGUCGCCUUCGGCCUUUACUACCUCAUGAAGAACCCGCAUGUGAUUAAACGCGCCCGGGAGGAGAUUGACGCUGUUGUCGGCGGCCCCGGUGCGAAGAUUGAACACGAGCACCUCUCCCGCCUCCCUUACUGCCUUGCCAUCGCUCAAGAAACCAUGCGCCUUGCCGCCCCAGCCCCCGGCUUCAAUCGCGAAGCCAUUCAAGACCAGGACGGCCCAGUCCUACUCGCAGGCGGCGAGUACGAAGUGCCGCGCAAGCAGGCUCUCAUCGCAGUCCUGUACGGUGUCAACCGCGACCCCGCCGUCUUCGAAGACCCCGACGCAUUCAAGCCAGAGCGCAUGAUGGGCGAAGCAUAUGAAAGGCUACCCUCCGCGGUAAAGAAGGGCUUCGGUAACGGCAAGCGUGUUUGCAUCGGAAAGAAGUACGCUUGGGAAUGGUCGUACUUCACCCUCGUCAGCAUCCUCAAGGAUGUCGAGUUUGAACUCGCUGACAAGAACUAUGUCACUGAUGGUGCGGGUAACAAUUACAAUGGCGCGUUCACCGUGAAACCGUUGGACUUCUUUGCCAUUACUGGUCCACGCCCAAGAGCGGGCUAA
Molecule: messenger RNA, 1404 nt
Organism: Aspergillus neoniger CBS 115656
Lineage: Eukaryota; Fungi; Ascomycota; Eurotiomycetes; Eurotiales; Aspergillaceae
Product: putative cytochrome P450
Exons: 2
Coding region: 1-1404 (467 amino acids)
Molecular function (GO): iron ion binding; heme binding; oxidoreductase activity, acting on paired donors, with incorporation or reduction of molecular oxygen
Source: RefSeq, a predicted model, not a curated record